AAGAAUUGAAAUAGGUAGAGCUUCAAAGCUAAAGCAGACCUUACUUAAAGUAAUUUUCAGGUGAUGGUAAAUAACGUCCGUGUUCUUCGCUUAAUAGUAGAUCCUCCGUCUUCGCACUUCCAGAAGAACCAAGAGAACCGAAGCUAAACUAAUAGCCAUGAACAAUCCUUUACCCACUCUCCUCCUCCUCCUCGCCGUUUUAGUUGGCUCUUCUUUGACCCAUGUCAGAUCGGACGCCUCCGACCACCGCUAUAAGGAGGGUGACUCUGUCCCUCUCUAUGCCAACAAGGUCGGCCCUUUUCACAACCCCAGUGAAACGUAUCGCUUUUUCGAUCUGCCCUUCUGCGUUCCAGAUCAUCUGAAGGAGAAAAAAGAAGCUCUUGGUGAGGUGUUGAAUGGGGAUCGUUUAGUGAGUGCUCCAUAUAAACUAAACUUUAGAGAUGAGAAAACCUCAGCAGUUGUUUGUAGGAAGACACUUACAAAGGAGGAAGUCGCUCGGUUCAGAUCUGCUAUUGACAAAGACUAUUACUUCCAAAUGUACUAUGAUGAUCUACCCAUCUGGGGCUUCAUAGGAAAGGUUGAUAAGGAAGGCAAGACUGACCCGAGUGAGUACAAAUACUUCCUCUACAAGCAUAUCCAAUUUGAUGUUCUUUACAAUAAGGAUCGUGUAAUUGAAGUGAGUGUCCGGAUGGAUCCCCAUUCACUGCUGGAUCUGACGGAGGACAAGGAAGUUGAAACUGAGUUCCUGUAUACUGUGAAGUGGAAGGAAACAGAUACUCCCUUUGAGAAGAGAAUGGAAAAGUACUCUCUGUCUUCUUCACAGCCACAUCACUUGGAAAUUCAUUGGUUCUCCAUUAUAAAUUCAUGUGUGACAGUUCUUCUUCUCACCGGUUUUCUUGCUACCAUUCUUAUGCGGGUCUUGAAGAAUGAUUUCGUGAAGUAUGCACAAGAUGAGGAGGCAGCUGAUGAUCAGGAAGAGACCGGAUGGAAGUACAUUCAUGGUGAUGUAUUUAGAUUCCCAAAGUACAAAUCUUUGUUUGCUGCAGCCCUUGGGUCUGGCACCCAGCUGUUCACUCUCACUGUAUUUAUUUUCCUUCUUGCCCUGGUUGGUGUAUUUUAUCCAUACAAUCGUGGAGCUUUGUUUACUGCACUGGUGGUCAUAUAUGCUCUGACGUCUGGCGUUGCGGGAUAUACAGCAACCUCUUUCUAUUGUCAGUUGGAAGGAAACAACUGGGUGAGGAAUCUUUUGCUGACAGGAUGCCUUUUCUGUGGGCCUCUUUUCCUCACGUUCUGCUUCCUUAACACUGUUGCCAUUAUUUACAGUGCGACUGCAGCAUUGCCUUUCGGAACCAUUGUUGUGAUACUCCUUAUAUGGACAUUAGUAACAUCACCAUUACUUGUGUUGGGCGGUAUCGCUGGAAAAAAUAGCAAAUCUGAAUUUCAAGCCCCCGUCCGCACCACAAAAUAUCCUCGAGAGAUCCCACAAUUGCCUUGGUACAGGAGUACUCUUCCUCAAAUGGCAAUGGCAGGUUUUCUGCCUUUUAGUGCUAUCUACAUUGAGCUAUACUACAUUUUUGCCAGUGUCUGGGGACACAGGAUUUACACCAUUUACAGCAUCCUGUUUAUUGUCUUCAUUAUUCUUCUGAUUGUCACUGCUUUCAUAACUGUGGCUUUGACAUACUUUCAACUUGCUGCUGAAGAUCAUGAAUGGUGGUGGAGGUCUUUUCUAUGUGGGGGAUCGACUGGGCUUUUUAUAUAUGCUUAUUGCUUGUACUACUACUAUGCACGAUCUGAUAUGUCUGGUUUCAUGCAAACCUCCUUCUUCUUUGGGUACAUGGCCUGCAUAUGCUAUGGCUUCUUUCUCAUGCUAGGGAUGGUGGGUUUCCGGGCGUCGCUGUUCUUUGUUCGCCACAUAUACAAGUCGAUCAAGUGUGAGUAGAGUGGGCCGUUUCUCGAUUUUGUUUCAGUGAACACCAUAUGAGAAAAAUGUCUAUGAUUUGUUGGAAUUUAGGUUGGAGAUUGUAUUGAGUAUCAAAAGUUAAAGUAGGCCUUUUACCCUGGGCAUGCAUGUCUCAAGGGGUCUCCUCAGAUCUCUGAAAUGCAUUGGCUUAGCAUUACGUUGUAGGAAUUCUAAGGACCAUCAUCAGAUUCAGGCUACACAAAAUGAAAAAUGCUUUGUUCUGUUGCAGUUUGUACAA
Molecule: messenger RNA, 2198 nt
Organism: Manihot esculenta (cassava)
Lineage: Eukaryota; Viridiplantae; Streptophyta; Magnoliopsida; Malpighiales; Euphorbiaceae
Product: transmembrane 9 superfamily member 3
Exons: 7
Coding region: 158-1939 (593 amino acids)
Biological process (GO): protein localization to membrane
Cellular component (GO): membrane
Source: RefSeq, a predicted model, not a curated record